AUGCACCGGCAACUAAUCACGAUAACCUUCUACAUUUCUCUCAUCAUUGGUGCGUCCAUAUCCAACGAUCAAACGGCUAAAAACUUGGGCGCCAAGUUGAUCUCGACUUUUUCGCCAAAGUUCUUUGACCUGUUCUUCCCGAAACAUGCACCGCUACAGGAGAAAAAGAACCAGCAGCAAAGCCAAGGCGCCAGCAAUAGGAGAAAAGGUAGACCACUUGGCUCGGGAUCACUCACCAUCGACAAUGAUAAAAACGCCGCUGCCGCUUUUGUUGGUGGCGCCACCAAGUCCAAACUCAACAAGAAGGAGAGACACUUCGGCCCCACGCCCAUUUUCGAACAAUCCAGCUCGACGAUCCCCGUGUCGUCCCCGCUCCAAAACGAAAUCCCCCCAUCACCCAUGCUGCACCCGCCCCGAUUGCCCUUCCCGCAAUGGCUCACCGACUUCACCGGUCUACGCGAAUGGCCCGGCUUGGACCCACCCUAUAUCCCGCUCGACUUUAUAAACUUCAACCGCAUAAUCGACAUCCCGCAACAUCAACAAGCGCAAUGCACAAAUCAGAUGUUGCGCUCGCCGCACGCGUGCUCGUUUGACUGUUUCAACUGCGUCGAGUUUGACGACGUUUAUACGUGUCCGCAACUCUCGCAGACGUUCGACGAUGGGCCCAGCCCGCACACGGUCAAGUUGCUCGAUGCCAUGGACCGCAAGAUGACCAAGACGACGUUGUUCACGUUAGGCGUUAACAUCAUCCGGUUCCCCGACGUCUACCGCGACAGCAUGAAGCGCGGCCACAUCAUGGGCUCGCAUACAUGGUCGCACAAGUUUUUACCGCAAUUGACUAAUCAGGAAGUGAUUGCGCAGAUUGAAUGGCUGAUCUGGGCCAUGAAUGCCACGGGGCAUCAUCUACCCAAGUGGUUCCGACCACCGUAUGGCGGCAUUGAUAAUCGGAUAAGAUCGAUCUUGAGACAGUUUGGCAUGCAAGCGACGUUAUGGGACUUUGAUACGUUCGACUGGAAGAUGUUGGACCAUCUGAAUAUGCGCAAGGAGAGCGAUAUCGUGCAGGAUGUGCGCGAUUUCAAGCGUGCUCACAGGGGUCAAGGGUUGAUGUUGGAGCAUGAUGCGAUUCAGCGUACCACGGAUGUGGGCAUUGAGAUCUUGGAGAAGGUGGUGGGGCUGAAGCAGUUGACGGUGCCUCAGUGUGUCGGCGGCAUCGACUAUAUAAAAUCGUUCAAUACUACAAAAUGA
Lodderomyces beijingensis is the source of this 1245-nucleotide messenger RNA. NCBI's taxonomy places the organism in Eukaryota, Fungi, Ascomycota, Pichiomycetes, Serinales, Debaryomycetaceae. The record is from the annotation of a GenBank genome assembly.